Impatiens glandulifera is the source of this 995-nucleotide messenger RNA. Its product is annotated as phytochrome A-associated F-box protein-like. The transcript has a single exon. Gene Ontology annotation, molecular function: protein binding. Lineage: Eukaryota; Viridiplantae; Streptophyta; Magnoliopsida; Ericales; Balsaminaceae. The record is from RefSeq and is a predicted model, not a curated record. Bases 16 to 807 code for a protein of 263 amino acids.
CGACCGACGACGACGAUGGUAACCACUUUCUUGAAUCUCCCCGACGACGUAAUCGUCAAAAUAUUUCUCAAUCUGGGAGACGAUGCUCGUCACUGGGCAAAUCUUUCCUGCGUUUGCACCAAAUUCCCACCUCUAAUUCGCGACUUUUGUUGGAAAGAAAGAUGCAUCCGAUCCUUACCUGGUAUUUUCUCCGAUCUAUUUAACAAUUCUCGUUCAAUCUCUCCACCUCCCGGUGGUUGGGCCGCUCUCUACAAGCUCGCCAUCAGCUGUCCCGGCGUUUACCAUUCCGGUGUUGUAACCAAUCAUGAUCUUCAGAUUCAACAAGAUCUGGAUCAUGAAGAAGAAGAAGAAGAAGAGGUAAAACCGACUGAAACCCAGGUAUUGAUUGAGAAAAAGAUCUGUUGUAGUCCACCAGCUACGCAUAUCGCAUCUGGGUUUCCGAGUUUUAGUCGAGAAGAAGGUAGUAAAAUGUUAGGAAGUAGAUUUAGGGAUGAUUACUUUUACAUUUGUCAUUGGCCAGGGUGUGUUCAUGAGGAAAGGAAGAAGAAGUAUAUGCUUUUUAGAGGUAUUUUUGUUAACUUUAAGGAAUCUGAGAUAUGGAGGAAGAUUAAUGAAGUGAAUAAGGAUCAAGUUGAUAUUCCCUGUGGUUUUUGUUCAUGUAAAAAGACAUGGGAUUUGCAGUCUUCUUUCUGUUUGAGGCGUGUCUUCUUUGGACAUCAUGCUAAUGGUGAACCGAUUGUUCGAGCUUAUGUUUGUGACAAUGGCCAUGUCUCUGGAGCAUGGACUGAGUUUGUCUGGUACAGAUGAUCUUUAAGUUUUGCUAUUUCAUUCAACUUUUUUCAUUCAUCAUUUCAAUUUUCAAGCAAUAAUAAACAUCUUAUUUCUCUUCUUCUAUGCAACAAUUAAGAGUUUUAUUAGGUCAAUUUCAUAUUUUGGACAAAAAUCCAACGUUUUCAGUUGCAGAAUAAUCAACGUUUUCAGCUUUUCACAAGUUA